AUGCGUACUUUUCAACAUUUGGUCUCUACCUCUUACUUGUUCCUGCUUGCUUUGUGCACGGUCGAGCCCUUUUCUCCAGACUCUGAAGCGCUCUUCUCAUCUGGCAAUUCCCGAAACGAACUCUGGCAUAAUGAAACUGAGACAUCAUCAUUGAUCAAUCAAUGGCCUGAUGCACGAAUACAUCGGUUCCUUGCCUUACGGGGGAGUUGGGAAGAAUCACGCAUGAACGCAGAACUUCCAAGAAAUGAGCUCGUCAAUAUGGCAGAGAAAGACCUCCUCAGACCUAUCAUCACAUCCCCAACGUCACCAGAUUUGGCCUUGUUUACCGAGAGCCAGUGCUCUCAGCUAACCGUCGACCAAAUCGUACACUGGGCGGCCCGACAUUCCGGCUACCGAGUCAACUCUCAUGGAGCAAACGUAUUUGACGCACCCCCGACGCUAGUACGAAGCAAGGAAAAGCGAAUUGCAGCUGUUAAACUAUGCGAGAAACUAUACCGAGAACGGGUAUACGGGGACAAAAUGCUCCCGCAACGGGAUUUAUCGGAGCUUAAUGGGAACAAUCAAGUUUACGUGGGGCCGGAGGAAACUGAUAUUGCCGCACAGCGCCUAUUUUCUGCCCAGAUCGCAGAGGCCGAAGCGGCACCUCAUAUAUUUGAACCCGACAUUAACCCCGCACUAGACAGAGCAGCUAAACACUCUAUUCAUGAUCUUCGAGCUUUGCUCGACGUAUUUGGCGUUCAAUGGGACGAUGGAGAAACGCAUGAAAUCCUCACUGAGAGAGCAAAAGCCCAUACUCGGUUAUGGAUUGGACAACGACCAAAACCUUCCAAAGUGCCCCUGCCCCCAUCUCUUCCCUCUGAAUGGCUGAUUGGACACUUGCGAUCGAUGCCACCGGGCAGCGACCACACAUAUUUUGCGAAGCUUGGAAAGGAUCUUGGCAGUGAUAUCAUUUCCUUUACUAUAAUGGGACAGACUACAGUUGUUCUAAACUCUGCAGCCGCCGCAAACGACUUAUUGGAGAAGCGAUCAUUGAUAUACUCGGAUAGGCCAAGUAUCAUGUUCAUCACUGACGAAUGGCUUGUCGACUGGAGACAUGCUGUUAGCAUGUGUCCAUACGGGCCGCGCCACCGCACCUACAGAAAAAUGAUGAAUAAAUUUAUUUCAAAAUCAGCGGCGACAGCCUAUCACCUGUAUCAAGAAGCUGAGAUGCGCGCGUUCCUGAAAAGACUACUGGUGUCUACCGAAAGACUGGAGGAUGAUUUUCGACAAGUCUCGGGAGCGAUUAUCAUGCGUGCUACGUAUGGUUAUCGUGUUCGAAGUGCUGACAAUCAUUUUGUGACCCUAGCGGCUACGACAAACGCAAAUCUCAUGCGGGCGGGUUUGCAGUCGAAUUCAAUCGUAAAUGUUAUCCCGAUAUUAAAGUACCUACCCCCAUGGUUCCCUGGAGCACAGUGGAAGCGCGAUGCCCUUGAGUGGCGAGGUCAAAAGGAUAUAAUGAUCAACGAAACUUUUAAUUGGACGAAACGCCAAGUGCGAGAAGGGAGAGCCGACUCAUCGAUAGUACAAACACUACUGGAGGAUAUUCCAGAGAGUGGAAUGAGUGUAGAAGACGCAGAGGAUCACAUCAAGCAUAUAGCUGGGACUAUGUUUCCUGCCGGAUCUGAAACUACCGUUGCCUCGUUCAUGAUUUUCAUAUUGGCAAUGACAUUGUAUCCUGAGGUUCAGCAAAAGGGCCAAGAAGAGAUCGACCGCGUUAUUGGAACUGACCGUUUGCCUACUAUGAAGGAUCAAGAUUCACUUCCCUAUGUUAAUGCUAUCAUAGAAGAGAUCAUACGUUGGCAGCCAGUCACCCCUCUCGGAAUGCCACAUCGAACCGUUCAAGACGAUAUAUACAAGGGUUAUCUAAUUCCAAAGGGGGCGACUGUUCUUGGAAACGUCUGGGCUAUUACAAGAGAUCCGGAAGUUUAUCCCGAUCCCGAAUCUUUCAACCCCGACAGGUUUUACCAGAAAGCAACUUCGCCCGCUCCAGGCUUCGGAUGGGGACGCAGGAUAUGCCCUGGUCAAUACAUCGCAGAAGCUUCGCUCUUUAUUGCAGUCGCCUCAAUGCUGGCUGCCUUCACCAUUAAGAAAGCCCGGGACGAAAAUGGGAGGGAGAUAACACCGACAACCAAGGCAAAGGAAAGUUCAUUAGUAUAUCACCCUGCCCCGUUCAAGUGUGAUAUCCAGCCCCGUUCGGCACAUUACAGCGCUCUUGUAUCCGCCCUUCCAGUCUGA
Molecule: messenger RNA, 2274 nt
Organism: Rhizoctonia solani
Lineage: Eukaryota; Fungi; Basidiomycota; Agaricomycetes; Cantharellales; Ceratobasidiaceae
Product: cytochrome P450 family protein
Exons: 16
Coding region: 1-2274 (757 amino acids)
Molecular function (GO): oxidoreductase activity, acting on paired donors, with incorporation or reduction of molecular oxygen; monooxygenase activity; iron ion binding
Source: RefSeq, a predicted model, not a curated record